Molecule: messenger RNA, 1599 nt
Organism: Aspergillus lentulus
Lineage: Eukaryota; Fungi; Ascomycota; Eurotiomycetes; Eurotiales; Aspergillaceae
Product: transcription initiation factor TFIID subunit 11 family protein
Biological process (GO): transcription initiation at RNA polymerase II promoter; RNA polymerase II preinitiation complex assembly
Cellular component (GO): transcription factor TFIID complex; nucleus
Molecular function (GO): protein heterodimerization activity; RNA polymerase II general transcription initiation factor activity
Source: RefSeq, a predicted model, not a curated record
AUGUCAUCACCGCCACCUCACCCAACGCCGACAAAUCCCCUCAAACGGCCCUCCAUCUCCUCCUCCGCCUCUCAACCUCUCGGCUCCAACCCAAAACGACCACGCAUGCACCCCCUCCGCCAGACGUCCUUUCCCGCCAGUAUAGACAAUGACCAGCGCACAUUCAGUGCCACUAGCGAUGCGGGCAGCGUGACGGGCAGUUUCACAGGUAGUCUGGGCGGCACGAGCGCGGACGGGGUGUUCCUGGGAGCAGCCAAGAAGGGGAAACGCGGGCGCAAGAGUAAAGCCGAGAAGGAGCGGGAGCGAGAGCAGCGGGAGGAUGCGGCGAGUUUGCGUGGGGAGGCGCGACUGGGGUCUGUGGAUGCGGAUGGAAUGUCGGUUCGGGCUGGUGGGCCGGCGAGGGGAGAUGCGGCCGGGGACGAUGGCGACGAGGAUGAGGAUUUUGAUGAUGAGGGUGAACUGCUGAGGGGUGAGGAAGGGGUGACGGAUACGGAGGCCGAGAAAAAGAAUCUUGCUUUACUGGUGGAUGCGUUCAAUCCUAUUCAGUCGGAGCGAUACGAUUUGUUCAAACGGGCCAAGCUGCGCAAGGAGACUCUGCGGCGAAUUGUCAACCACGCGCUGUCCCAAUCUGUUCCCGCCAGUGUUGUGACAACCAUCAACGGCUUUACCAAGGUCUUUGCGGGCGAGAUCAUCGAGAAGGCAAGGACCGUUCAGGCUGAGUGGGCUAUUGCGCAUGAUCAGGCUGCGCGCGCUGCCUUUGACGCCGAAGAGGCCGAGGCUGAGGCCAGGGCAGCUGAAGCAGCGGCGAAGGCAGCGGCAUCCGCUACGCCGGCGACGGGGGGUCAGGGACAGAGCCCACCGCAGCCGUCGGUCAAGAGGGAGCACUCGGACAGCAAUCGCUCAACCCCAAUCCCUCCUUCAUCGUCAUCUCCGAUGCCGCAACAGCACGCUUCGCAACCGUCCACGCCAUCUCUAUCUGGUCUUCCGCAGCAGCAGCAAGAACAGCAACACCCCCCAGCACGACCGAAAAGGGAAUUCAAACCGCCGCCUAAUCCUCACCGGGGCCAGCUCCUCCCUUCUCAUCUUCGCGAGGCAUUACGACGGUACAAGCGUGAUGGCGAGGGCGGCGGCGUCGGCUUCUCGGGGUUGACGACAUUGUCCUCCAAGCUCCCUAAACGGUUGAUACCCAUCUGCAACCUGCAACAUUUCCUUACUCACGAAACCAUCCUCCCCGAAAGACCACAACCCAGUAGUGUCGGUCGAUCAACCUAUCCUCAACACAAUCAGCUAAAGGCCUCCUCUACCCAAGACAUAGUCGACUUACCUAGCACGACGCAACGAGCCACUGCCAGCCCAGAUCUAGAAAGGAAAUCCAUGAAUAUCAUCGUCGAAGCGGCGACGGCGACGGACAAGACGAACUCUCUGCGGGCCGUGGAUCUCGUUGUGCUCGCGAGCGUGCUGAUCGAGGUAGACCUGCACCUGACGGAUGAGCACUCUGAGUACAUCCACGAUAGCGAGGAGAAUGAUGAUCUUGGCGGCUGUGUGGAGGAAGAAGACCAGGCUGGCGUGUUUGGUCAUGGGGGAUUUGAGAGCGAUUAG